AUGAAGUUUCUCUCACUUCUCUCCUUCGUCACCGCGGUGUCUGCACUAGUUGUACGACAAGAUACUGUUGCUGCAGAUCUGAAGAAGCUCGUGUCUACACCAUCUUCCGUCUCUGUGGAGAUCCGAGCACGAUGGAGUGAUUACAACGCACCACUACCGGCUGUGGUCGUGUCAGUCCAGGCCGAGAAGGAUAUCGCGGCUAUCGUCAAUUACUGCACAAAGGCUGGCAUCCCCUUUCUCGCACAGAAUGGAGGUGUUGGAUGGGCAAAGACUUUUAAUCUGGGACAGUGGGGUGUCCUCAUUGACAUUGCUGCUCUCAACAUGGUCACUGUCGCCGCAGACAAGAAAACCGCGACGAUUGGUGGGGGUGCAUCAGUCAGCGAAGUCGUUGCAGCAGCUAACGCUGCUGGCGCGUUGGUCAUCACUGGUAACUGUAACUGCGUCGGUGCUCUGGGUGCCCUGCUUGGCGGCGGCUAUGGUAUGCCACUAUCAUCCGCGUUCAAGUUCACCAAACUGAUACAGACACAGGCAACCUCAUGGGCGAAGUCGGUUUCGGCGUCGACAACAUCAUCUCAAUGCGAGUGA
Plenodomus lingam JN3 is the source of this 585-nucleotide messenger RNA. Lineage: Eukaryota; Fungi; Ascomycota; Dothideomycetes; Pleosporales; Leptosphaeriaceae. The record is from RefSeq and is a predicted model, not a curated record.